Molecule: messenger RNA, 5238 nt
Organism: Xyrauchen texanus (razorback sucker)
Lineage: Eukaryota; Metazoa; Chordata; Actinopteri; Cypriniformes; Catostomidae
Gene: parp14rs1
Product: poly(ADP-ribose) polymerase family member 14-related sequence 1
Biological process (GO): negative regulation of gene expression
Cellular component (GO): cytoplasm; nucleus
Molecular function (GO): NAD+ poly-ADP-ribosyltransferase activity; transcription corepressor activity; nucleic acid binding
Source: RefSeq, a predicted model, not a curated record
AUGAAGAGGAUGAGACAGCGGGUUCUGCAUAAACAGACGCAUGAGCUCAAGAUUGGCCAUAAUACAAUUAAAAUGACAGUUUGUCUCCCGUCCUCAGAGGUCUCAAAUCCUGAGGAAUCAACACCUUCGUUCAGCGCAAUCACAACAUGCGAACUAAAGAGUGAGGUAGAAGAAGAGGUUGAGCCAAUGGAGGAGAAUGAAGAGACAACCUGUAGAUCAGUUGUAAUUGAAAACAUCCAAAACAAUACUCAAGAGUUUCUGGUGAUGCUGGUGGAAAAUGUGCUGAAGGGACCUUCUGAGUCAAAGGACUUCAGCAUUGAAAUAAUACCAGAGAGCAACUGUGCUGUGGUGACAUUCUCUGAUAAUAUGGAUACAGCAAACUUCGUUUUGUGCUGCUCAAGCAAUGCAAUGAUUAAGAAGAAAAUCAUGAAAGUCAGAUUGCUUGAGAUAACUUCAAAGGUGAAAGCUGAAGGCUUACCUUCACAUACGAACUCUGACUACCUCAUGCACUAUUUUGAAAAAUUUGGGGAAGUAGAGGAUAAUGUUGAAAUAUUUGAAGAGGGACAAUCAGCACUAAUUACUUUUGUAAAUCCCAAAGAUGUGCAUUCAGUUGUCAAUGAGCAACAUAAUAUUAAAAAGCAACCAUUCAGAGUACUGCCAUACUAUGAAACACUACAAACAGCCCUUUAUGGAAAAGACAGACCCACCCUGAAACUUCCAGCGGCAUUUACAGAAAGCAUUGAUGAGACCAUAUGGCACCAUUUAAAAGAAAACCAAAAUUCCAUGGAACUGAUCGGCCAAGCUAUGUCCAGUCAUUUUUGUGAUAUGGAUUUUCAGUCCCCAUUGGUGAAGAUAAAACCUAUGCCACCCUUACUUCUGCAAGGUGGGCAGACAAGAAAACUCAUUCAGACUUGGAGAGAAAAGGCCUCCACUGCGUUCACUAUGUCUGUGUCUAAGUUUAAAUCAGUAGAGCUCCACAUUCAGAUGGAUGCAUGGACUGAGGUAGAAUCUGAAAUUCACAAAGCAGUAACAGCAGUGACGGUCACACUGGUUCCCUAUGUGGAUCAAGGAACAAUGGCUGUAGCCGGCCUGAAAGAAGAUGUAAACAGAAUUGAGAGUAUUCUGAGAGGAAUUGUUGAGAGAGUCACCCAAAGAAUCCAAAGGGAGAAGGGUAGUGAGACAGAUGAAAUUUCGAUGUCUCCUUCCAUUUACAAUCUAGUUCUCUGCAGUGGUUUGAAGCAGCAAAUUUGUGACAAAUUUCCAGAUCUGGAGCUCACGUACCAUGAGCACAGCAAAAACCUAACCCUCUAUGGUCUAAAGAAUGAGGUGCUGGAAACAAAGAAUGAGAUACUGCAGGAUGUUGUCAAUUUAGAUCGUAAGCCAGUUGAACUCCAUCAGUCUGUUUUAGAUUUUCUGCAUAACAAGGACCUAGAUGAAAUGGCCAGUGGUUUGUUUUUUAGAAAAGGAAUCAAUGCAUCAUUGGUAUUUGAGGGAAAGGAAGCUUUGCUGCUAGGCAAAACAGAGAAAGCCUUGAAUGAUGGUGAGGAGAAGCUGAAGACAGAGCUAGGUCAUAGGAGCUUUGCAGUAGAAGAUUCCAGUGUUCUUGGAAGAUCAGACUGGCAAGACCUUGUCUCUAACAUAAGAAACACUGACACAAAGGUUACAGUACAGACAUCUGUCAAUGAAGUUGUGAUUUCUGGCUUUAUAGAUUCCAUCAAGGAUGUUGAAAAACAAUUAUAUGAUUUUGUUAAGAGAAACUCUUUCACCGAGAAAACCUUAAAGGCUCACAAGUCUGUUGUCACAUUCAUCAAGAAUCACAAAAUGCAGGUUUGGUCUGAAGAGGUAAAAGGUAAAGUCAUUGUGAACUUCAAAGAUGACACCAUACUGAUCAGUGGCCCAUUCCAUCAUGUCACUCAAUAUUUGCCUAUGUUUGACAAGAUGCUUAAGUCUAUUCAACACUGCACCAUGAAAAUAGCUAAACCAGGGGCAAAGAAGUUUUUCAAGGAAAAACAGUCAAUGUGUGUCGCAUUUGCCAAGAUCAGUAUGGGUUGUUUGAUUCAAUUAAUAGAUCAGUAUGACCCCCCACAUGACCCAAUGAAAUCUGUGAUGAAGCCAAUUUAUCAAUUUAAAAUACCAGAUGGGGUGGAGAUUACCAUAAACAAAGCUGACAUUUGUUCAUUUCAAGUGGAUGCCGUAGUCGGUGCAAACAAAGAGACGCUCCUACUGGACGGAGGCUUAGCAAAGUCUCUCUCAGAUGCAGCUGGCCCUAAACUUCAGGACAACUGUGAAAAGUUUGUCAAAAGACGGCAAUUGACCACAGGUGAUGCUGUUCUUUUUGACGCAGGAGGACGGCUCCAAUGCAAAUAUGUCAUUUUUGCAAUAGGACCACAGUACAAUGCUUCCAACCCAAAGGGGGCAGUAGCACUUUUGAAAAAAACUGUGAAAAAGAGUCUGAAUCUGGCUGAUAAAGAAAGCUGCCAAUCUGUGGCAAUCCCAGCCAUUAGCUCUGCUGCAUUUGGCUUUCCACUGGACCUAUGUGCAAACACCAUUGUGAAAGCUAUAAAAUAGUUUUUUGAUAUUGCCGGUGGGGACAGUGUUCUAAGGAGGAUUCACCUGGUUGACACUAAUGAUAUUGCAGUUCAAGCACUGGGAGUUGCAGUGAAGAAAAUGUAUGGGGUCAGUGCUGUUAGUCACGGCAUAACAACCAGAGGAAGUUCAGGCAACCAGCAGCGAGACCAAAAGCAAGCAAGUUCCUCUAUAAGCCAAGGACACAGUGCUGCAAACACUCAAAGGGCAUCCCAAAGUUUUCAGACAAAAGAAGGCUUAACCAUCUCCAUUUUGAAAGGAAACAUUGAGGACACAACAAUGGAUGUGGUUGUGAACACUCUUAGCAGCAACCUGGAUCUAAGUGUAGGAGCUAUUUCAAAUGCCCUUCUUAAAGCAGCUGGACCUCAGCUGCAAGUUCUGCUCAACCAGCAAGUUACAGGCACUGCAAAUAAUGGAGCAGUCUUUGUAACAACAGGUGCAAACCUUAAGAACAAACUGGUGUUCCAUGCAGUUGUACCACACUGGAAUCAGGGACAAGGCUCAGAGCAAAAGGUGCUGGAGGAUAUCAUUGAUAAGUGUUUGAAUGAGGCAGAACAGCAUCAGCAGAGCUCCAUCGUGUUCUCUGCCAUUGGCACAGGAAACCUGGGAUUUCCAAAGGCACUUGUGGUUUGCUCAAUGCUUGACCUAGUCCUAAAGUUUAACCGUAAAAGGACUUCAAAGCAUGUGCAGGAAGUAGUGUUUGCUCUUCACCCCAAAAACACAGCAACUAUUCAGGUGUUUACAGAUGAGUUCAACAAAAGGUUUAUGGUCCAGCCUGCCUCGGCAAAUAACCCCACACAGCAGCAGAGCACAGGGCCUUUCUCAAAAGUCACACUGAAAUCUGGGGUUUAUGAGACUAUAGUGGGAGGAGUAACACUUCAGGUUCUGCAAGGCGACAUCACUGCAGAGAAAACUGAUGUCAUUGUGAACUCCAGCAAUAAAGAUUUUACUCUGAAGUCAGGUGUCUCAAAGGCUAUCUUGGAUAAGGCCGGUCCAAAUGUAGAAGCUGAGUGCCAGCAACUCGGGGCCCAGCCUAACAAAGGACUGAUAAUGACUCAAGCAGGAAAUUUACAGUGCAAAAAGAUUAUUCACAUUUCAGCCAAUAACAACAUAAUCCAAAAACAGGCUGAAAAGGCUCUGCAAAUGUGUGCUAAGGAUAAGUUCACCUCCAUCUCAUUCCCAGCUAUUGGUACAGGACAAGCAGGGCUGUCUCCAGGUCAAGUAGCAGAUUCUAUGAUGGAUGCUGUGGUGGACAUGGUAAGACAGACACCGCAGUCCUCUCUCAAGCUGGUCAGAAUGGUCGUCUUCCAGGGCCCAAUGCUCAAUGAAUUCUACAAAAGCAUGCAGAAUCGAGAAGUCACUCACAAACAAGAGAAGGAGAGUACCUGGUCAAAAAUCAAAACAUAUGCUGCUAGUGGUAUAUCUUUAUUAACCGGAUCUUGGGAGAAACAUGGUGGCAAAGACUUUGUCAUUGAAGGAAUGAGAGUAGAUCCAGUGUGUUUUUCUAUCUGUGGACCAUCACAAACAGCAGUGGAUAAAACAAAGCAAUUUUUAGAGGAUAUGAUCACUCAGGAACAAGCAUUCCAUACCUUCACUGACACAGCGAUACUGAGUUUCUCAGAUAAAGACCAGCAGCGAAUCCAGGAUCUGCAGAGUACACUUGGAGUGACUAUAAGGUUGGAAUACAAAGCCCAUAAAGGUUCAGAGGGUAACGCAGGAAAGGGCACACUCACAGUGGAAGGCCUCACCCGAGAUGUUCUAAUAGCCACUCAAGAUAUCCAAGACAUGGUCAAAACAGCCAAAGAGCAAGAGAUACUGAAAAAAGAAAUGGAAUACAUAAGUGAGCUUGUGGAAUGGCAGUAUGAACAGGGUGGGCAAUAUCAGAGUUUUGAUCAACGUACAAACUUUGAGUUGGAACAGGCCCUCGGUAGAGGUGAUGCAGACAUCAAUAUUUCCUUACAAGGCCAGAGUUACCUGAUCAAACUGCCUGAGGGUCCUGCGGUAAGCACCAGUGGUGGCACCCAGAUGAAUAUCAAACGCAUUGACAAACUGAAAGCUACUGAAAGUAUCCCACAGAAUUGGGAUGCAAUGGCUUCUAAAGAGUUGUACAAAGUGUGCAACUUGCAACCAACAAGUACCGAAUACAAAGAGAUAUCGGGGCUCUUCAAGGCCACUUGUCCUAAAUGCAAUGUAGUGUAGAUUGAACGAAUCCAGAAUCCUGGCAUGAAUUACCACAAUAACAAAAGUGUCAUGGAACAAAAGAAUGGGCAUCUCAAAAAUGAGAAAAGACUGUUUCAUGGAACCAGUGAGCAGACUAUAACUCACAUUAAUCAAAGUGGCUUUAAUCGCAGCUAUGCAGGAAAAAAUGCUGCAGCAUAUGGAAAUGGCACUUACUUUGCACUUAAUGCAAGCUAUUCUGCCUGUGAUAAAUUCGCUGUGCCUAAUGCUCAGAGACAAAAGCACAUGUACCUCUGCAGAGUCCUUACAGGAGACUUCACUACAGGCCAGAAGGGAAUGAUUGUCCCUCCAGGAAAAAACACCACCAGCUGUGAUCUGUACGACACAGUUGUGGACAACCCAACUGCUCCAACCAUUUUUGUGGUAUUCCAUGAUGAUCAUGCUUAACCAGAGUAUUUAAUCAGUUUCACUUAA